Serinus canaria (Common canary) is the source of this 11354-nucleotide messenger RNA. RefSeq names its product polyhomeotic homolog 3 (gene PHC3). Gene Ontology annotation, cellular component: nucleus; PRC1 complex. The coding region runs from base 119 to 3064 and encodes 981 amino acids. The transcript is spliced from 15 exons. Gene Ontology annotation, molecular function: protein binding; zinc ion binding. The record is from RefSeq and is a predicted model, not a curated record. Lineage: Eukaryota; Metazoa; Chordata; Aves; Passeriformes; Fringillidae.
GCGGCGGCGGCCGCGCCCCGCGCGCGCGCGGCACCUCCCCCGUGAGGGAGGCGAGAAAAUGGCGGCAGCGGCAGCGCCUUGAGCGGCGCGUCCCAGGCUGGACAAACGCUGCACAGCUAUGGAGAAUGAACCCAACACAACGACAUGUUCUGCACCCACCACGACCGUCACCACCACCUCCACUUCCCGCACGCCGCUGCCGCAGAUCUCCGUUUACAGCGGCUCUGACAGACAUGCUGUCCAGGUUAUUCAGCAGGCCUUGCAUCGUCCUCCUAGCUCAGCUGCUCAGUACCUCCAGCAGAUGUAUGCAGCCCAGCAGCAGCAUCUAAUGCUGCAGACUGCUGCUCUGCAGCAGCAGCACUUAAGCAGUACCCAAUUUCAGAGUCUGGCAACUGUUCCACAGGCAAGCCUGUCAGGUGGGAGGCAAUGUACUUCCCCCACUGGGAGUGUCACUCAGCAGUCAAGCAUGUCGCAGACCUCGAUUAACCUCUCCACCUCUCCUACACCUGCACAGAUAAUAAGCCGUUCUCAGACCUCCAACACCACCAGCAGCAGCAUCACCCAGCAGACGAUGUUGCUGGGCAGCACCUCUCCUACCCUGAGUGCCAGCCAGGCUCAAAUGUAUCUACGAGCUCAGAUGCUUAUUUUUACUCCUGCGACCACUGUGGCUGCUGUCCAGUCUGACAUUCCUGUUGUCUCCUCAUCCUCCUCAUCUUCCUGUCAGUCUGCAGCUACUCAGGUUCAGAACUUGACGUUGCGCAGUCAGAAGCUGGGUGUGUUGUCAAGUUCACAGAAUGGCCCACCAAAGAGCAGCAGUCAAACUCAGUCGCUGUGCCCCAGUAAGGCUGCCAGCAGCUCCAAGGGCAGCCAGCCAGAUCCCUCAGAAAGCAAUAGGAAAGGAGAGAGCCCCGCUCCAGAGAGCCGCAGCACGCCGGUCACACGGACGUCCAGCAUCCACCACUUAAUUACACCAGCUUCAUAUUCUCCAUUGCAACCUCAUUCUCUAGUAAAACAUCAGCAGAUCCCACUUCAUUCACCACCUCCAAAGAUUUCCCAUCAUCAGCUGAUCCUGCAGCAGCAGCAGCAAGUCCAGCCGAUUGCACUUCAGACUCCUCCGGGCCAGGAGCCGCCUCCAUCCCAGCACUGUCUGCCCCUCCCCAGCCAUGCGCUGCCUCCGGCCCCCAGCAGUGUCCAGUCCCACUGCUCCCCUAUCCACAUCCAUCCUCCGCCUCUCACGCUCUCUCCUACCCCGUCCCAGUCAGCUCAGCAAUCAGUGGUGGUGUCCCCUCCGCCAUCCCACUCCCCAAGUCAGUCACCCACCAUAAUUAUUCACCCUCAAGCCCUUAUCCAGUCCCAGGCCAGUUCCCUGGUGCCGGCGGCUCUGCAGCCCGAGCCGGCCGCUCCGCAGGCGGCUGCUGCCAACCCCGUGCGGCCAUCGCAGCCGCUCAGCCUCCCGCAGCACCUUCCCCUCCCGCCCUCGCCUGCCGUGCACAUCGGGGCCGUGGAGCCGCCCAGCUUGGUUUCCCCGGGCCAGCAGCUCGUGUCCUCCACGCCACACCAGCAGUACCCAGCCCUGCAAUCCGCUCCCAUCCCUCUGGCAGCUCCGCCUCAGCUCUCUGCAUCCUCAACCCAGAUUCAACCCCUGCCCCUGCAGUCUGUGCAGUCUUUACAGGUGCAGCCUGAAAUUCUGUCCCAGGGCCAGGUUUUGGUUCAAAACACUUUGGUUUCUGAGGAGGAACUUCCUGCUGCAGAGGCAUUGGUCCAGCUGCCAUUUCAAACUCUUCCACCACCACAGACCGUCGCAGUAAAUCUGCAGGUGCAGCCUUCAGUUCCGAUUGAAACUCCAGUGAUUUACCAAGUGGAGAAUGUGUGUGAAGAGGAGAUGCCCGAGGACUCAGAUUGUGUCCACAUGGCAAGAACACCUACACCACCCACCUUGUCCCCACCAGCCAUAACCUUGGGCAAUGGAGAGGCUCUUAAUUCAGAAGAUCCUAUGUCAGAACAUGGGGGACUGCCUUCAGUGACAUCAUCAGUCAGUGCCUCAGUAAUUAAAUCUCCAUCUGAUCCUUCCCAUGCCUCUAUUCCACCACCCCCUCUUUUGCUUCCAGCAGCAACAACAAGGAGCAACAGCACAUCCAUGCCCAAUAGCAUUCCCAGCCUAGAAAACAAACCUCCACAGGCUAUUGUUAAACCCCAGAUCCUGACCCAUGUCAUCGAAGGCUUUGUGAUUCAGGAGGGGUUAGAGCCAUUCCCUGUCAGUCGUUCAUCUUUGCUGGUGGAACAGCCUGCAGAGAAGAGAUUGCUGGUGGAGGGUCAGAUCAUGAGUGUGGUGUGUGUUGAAUCAGAUUUGCAGAACACAAAACAUGCAGACAACUCAUCAGACACAGAGAUAGAGGAUAUGAUUGCAGAAGAGGGACUGGAUGAAAUUGAAAAUGAUCUUCUAAAGUGUGAAUUUUGUGGAAAAAUGGGAUAUCCCAAUAAGUUUCUGCGGUCAAAAAGAUUCUGCUCCACGUCCUGUGCCAAAAGGCACAGCCUUAGUUGCACUAAGAAAUUUGGGCUGUUUCCAUCAGACAAGACCAGUCGUUGGAAUCGGAAGUCAGAUAGCCAAAGUCUUGGGCGACGCGGGCGUCGGCCGAGCGGCCCUGAGGGGGCAUCGCGAGAUCAUUUUCUUAGACAGCUUCCAAUUACUUAUCCAUCUGCAGAAGAAGAUCUGGCUCCUCAUGAAGACGCUGUUCCAACGGCCAUGACCACGCGCCUGCGGAGGCAGAGUGAGAGGGAGAGGGAACGGGAGCUUCGGGAGCUGAGGAUAAGGAAAAUGCCAGAGAGCAUCGACCUCUUACCAGUGGUGCAAACUGACCCCUCAGUAUGGACUGUCGAUGAAGUUUGGGCCUUUAUACAUUCUCUGCCUGGUUGUCAAGAUAUUGCAGAUGAAUUUAGAGCACAAGAAAUUGAUGGACAAGCUCUCCUUUUGUUGAAGGAGGAUCACCUUAUGAGUGCAAUGAAUAUUAAGCUUGGACCUGCAUUGAAAAUCUGUGCACGUAUCAAUUCCUUGAAAGAAUCCUAGGAGGUGAACGUGAAGGUUUAAACAACAGUUUCUCAGAGACAGAACCAACAGUAAUAUGCCAACAUCUUCACUGUGGCAUGAGUGUUACUGUGAUGUUUUGUUAAGUAGGUGGGACUCUCCCCACAUAAAGACUUUAAAAUGUUCCUUUGAUUACACCAGGAGUCCUCUGUAGUUUUCAACAACUAAUAAGUUUAUAGUAAAGCCUGAGUAAUGCUUUGAGUUGAAAUUUUUCAUGGAAAAACAUGAAGUGAAAUAUGCUGUGAUAGGUUAGAUAUUCCCCAACAUGUACUUCCAUCUUACGAGUUAUGAUUAACACCCCAGUCCCCACCCCAGUCUAGACACCAUUUAAAUUGUGUUGCUGUAUUCUGAAAGAUUUUUCCACAUACAGCAGUGUUUGGACUGAACUAACAGAAGUGUCCACAGGCCCUGUGGAAGCACUAGUACCAGUAAAAUGCUAUGCAUUUAGUUGUGCUCUCUGAGUUUGUUUUAGUCUUGAGCAAAUUGUUUGUAAGGGGUAGGUUGGCAGCUGGUUUUCCUCAUGUAGGCUUACCCUCAUCUCUGCCACUAUAGUAUUUUCUUGAAGUCUGUAAAAUACUAUAAACCAUGUAGAUGUCUCAUCAGAAUCCUCAUGAUCAGGCUACUGACACUCCUGCCAGAGGUAACUGAAGCACAUGUUACUUUACUCUUUGAAUGCUGCUAUGCACUAUGGGGGCAUUAAGUGUUAGAUUUGUAGUUUCACAUGCUGCUAGUUAAGCUAGACCAGCAGUUCUCAAAUGGGGGUUCAGAGUGGACCCUGAGGAAGAGUGUGAGCUCUCAGGGUUCAGGUUCCCAAAUGCCUGGGUAUGAGGGGCUGAAAACUGCAGCCAGGACCAGCUCAUAUUGAGACAAGUUGCUUUAGAGACUGGGGGUAGAGAAGGGAUAACAUAAUUCAGAUGUUCUUUUUCUUGAUACCUCUUCUAACAUGUCUUUCCCUGUAGUGCAUUCCCAUUGCCUCACUGGAAGCUUCCUAGCACCUUUUCCUUGUCCAGUGGCCAGUGUGAGCUGUCCUUGCAGUACUCUGAGGAAGGAGCAGUGAGGCCCCCUCAGAUCUUGUUCAGGAGCAGCUGCUGCUGCCACGAGGGUGCCUGGAGCUGCAGGUCAGCGGGAGGAAUGCCAACGCUGGCAACUCUGGGAGAAUGUCCUGGUUUAGGGCAAAUUUGGGAGAAAUACCCAGGGGCCCUGCUUUCUCCCUCUGGCAGGAGAUUUUGCCUUCGAUGCUGCAGACCCAGGUGGUGGGAUUUUAGUGUCCCUCUCCACCUUCCCUCUCUCACACUCUGUGGAACAAAUACAUUUCCUCAGUUACUGAUGCUCUUAGAAGCUGCCUGGGCUCUGAGGCAGCAGCACCUUCUUGGCCUUUGCUUCCCCACCACCUGUGCACGGUUGUUCAUGGAUGUAUUUUGUCCUUCUGUUCCCUCCCUUUUGCAGCUCCACUCCCCUUAUAUACAGACCUGGAUCCUUAAGCUCUUUUUUAGGGAAAGAAGGGUACGUGUGCUGAUAGUCAUUGUGUAUAUUUGAAUUAAAUAUGUGUAUGUGUCUGCAAAUAAUGUAUUUUUUUGUAUUUUAUGCAAAUUAAUGCAUAAUAUAUGAUUGUGUAGGGAGGUAUUCAGGGGGCUGUACAGUAUUCCUGAAGAGAAGAGGAACUGACCUAAAGUUUGAGAACUGCUGCCCUAGAUCAAAAGGAGUCAAUGCACAUACACUGGCUAAAAGGCAGGUUUGUGACAGACAGAUUAAUAUGUAUAUUAUUUAACUCAUGACCUUAAAGAGUAAAUUUUAAUUACAGAAAAAUCUGUGCUUCAUUUUCCUUUAAUUAGACUAUUGCUUUGUUUCCACUAACAGUCUUUCUGCCAUUGCCUUCUGGAGAUCAACAUUAGAAUCAUUGUUCUUAAUUACAACUGUUUGAGCUUGCUAAUAGCAGAUGUUAUUAAUGUUUUUAUUAACCACUGAAGCUGCAAGUUAGGACAACACAUUGCAGUUGCGCGCUGGUAUGUGGUGAGAGCCCUUACCCAAAUGGCACCAAAGCUUUAGAGGAUGAAUUGAUGCCUGGGUUUAUUUUGGAGGGAAGUUGCUAAGCACUUUCUAAUUAUUUUUUUUUUCUAUUUUUGGUUACUGUUGUAAAAUAAACUUCUUAGUUGAAGUUCCAAUGUUUGCUAAUGUUCAUUUGAAAGACAUUCAAAUGAUGGAGACAGUGGGUUCCCAUUUGUAGCAUUUCUGUAAGAUACACAGUGUAGCAUAUCUGUAACAUAUGUUCUAAAGGAUAUGUUCUGUUUUGAUGAGCUAACUGAAAACUAAAGAUAUCUUAGAUAUUUAUCCUUUGGCUUUUGUCUUAAAGUUUUAUUAUUUUUCUACAGAAAUCUCACUGGCUAAUUUUUAAUCUGUCUUCUGAUUGUACUGUUCUUAGGCAAUGUAAAAAGUAGGGAUACAUAAAUGUGGUUUGAUAAUGGCUUAAGGUGUACUAGAAAAUGUGGAGUUAGGGGUCUUGUUUAGACCUGUAGUUAAUCAGUGUUACAUGCAUGAGAAUUUCAUGGCUGCUUUAAUUUUGCUUUGUUAGACAGCUUUCAGGAGAGCUUCUCCAGCUAGUGUUUGUGUCCAGCUCAGCCAGAAUCACUGCCAGGUGCCAGGAGCUCAGAGCAGACCCCAGUCAGGCACAUCUGGUAUGUAACAUUCCCUGUGGGUUUGGGAGAGCCACAGAUAAUAAGUUAUGCUUUAAAUAUUCAUAAGUGCAACAGCUUAGAAUGUGGGCCUUAUGCAUAUUGAAAGUUUUUUUUCCCCUUCAGUGAUUUUGGCAAUUAACUGGAACUUAAAAGCAGACAUAGCUAUACCAUCCUCUACUGAUAGAAGUGCACUUGUACAGGAGUGUGUGCCAGUGUAGCUGUGUCAAUAAAAUCACUUUUUGUAAAAAAAUCACACUUGUAUGUGAAAGUAGGCUGGAAAAUUUCCAAGUGCAACUGAAGUCUGCUUGGGAAGCUUAUGAAUUUUCUCCAAAAAGCAAUAUAAUACUUAGAGUAAUAGUCCUCCAGAACUGUUUUAUGUACUGUCCACUUGCUGUUCAGAUAGGUGAGGCUUUCCCAGGCUUAUACUACCAUUUCCCAUGGCUUUCCCACGUGUUAGUACCCUGUACCCUCUUGCAAAAGAAGAAGUAUUAAAGAUUUGAAUUGUAUUUUAACACUUGUUCCCACUGGAUAUUCUACAAGAAAUCUUUUUUAUUCUCUUUAUUUCCUGGGAUUUUGCUUUUUAUAUUCAGACUUCUGGUGUUGCAGGCUACCCCUCACAGUAAUGUUUGCAGUAUUUCAGCUUCUGUAGGAAUAGGUCAGAAGGGAGAUACAUUCCAUGGCUUUUUCCCUUCCUUUUUGUCCACCACUCUCCAUCCUACCUACUCCUUAAUGCAAACUGCAGCAUUAGUUCAGGGCAAGGCCCUUUUGCAGAGCACUGGGCUGAAGGUAUCUGUCAAGAUUUCAUCCAAUAGAAUAGAACUUGUCUCAGCUUCAGGGCUUGUUUGGGGUUUUAAAGAAUUGCACAUGAAUGAUCAAAAGGGGUGUGCAGCCUUCCCUGAUCCAUCUGGCUUGUAUCAGCAUCCCUGCUUUGCAGCAGGAGCAGGGCACUCCCCUGAGGAAGCUUGGCUGCCUCCACUGACUUAAAGUGCCAGUUGUUUUGGCUAACCAUGGAGUGUCUGAAGAGGGUCUUAAACAGGCUGCAUUGUAAAUCCAUUCUUUACCCAUUAACCCAUCAUCUUUUUUCCAGAAAUGAAGUUCUUGAUGGAGGGUAAAGCCUUUGCUAGAUUUUUGUCAAUGAGACAUUUCAAAUACAAGAUUUAAGUCCUGCAAGCAUCCAUUUCCCCAUUUUUUUCCUGUGAAAGCAGGUAUUUACCCCCUGACUUCCACCUGUGCUUUGUCCAAAAAGCAAUCCAGCCUUUUGGAUAGAACAGAUUGAAUUCAUUUGUAACUGCAGAUAUGGCAGGAAGAGGAAAGGAUUAAAGGGUAAAACCAACUGUUUGGGCAGAUCUGCGAUAGUUUUUGCAUUAUUUCUUGAAGUGGAAGGAAAUAUUCAGGUACAAAACCACUGAGGUGUAAUCUGAAUGGAAGUUCACUGUGAGACUGGGCUGGGUGUGGUGUGUCACUGCCUGGCAUGGCAGCUACAACUAAUGCCAGUUUCAGAUGGAUAUUGUCAUUCUAACAUCACAAUAUCCAUGCAGAAACUUCCACCUCAAGAGCUCGACAGAUUUCUUGCACAGUGACAAAUCUACAGCUCUGAGUGAUCAGAGAAUGCAGUGACAGUUGUGUUGAGUCCUGGUUUUGCAAUUAAUUAGACAUCCCCAUAAUUUAUGACAUGAGUAGUUCUGAUUGUUCUAGACUGAGACUGCUCAUAUUAAAACUCAGCAUGUAUAAAAGCUUGCAGGGUUAUUUUAUCACCAGUUUUGUAUAGAGAUAUCCUGUUAGCAUAUACUUAGAAAUAUAUUUGUCAUCAUUAACCAGGUAUUUCCUCGUUGAUUGUUCUAGGCUGCAGAUAAUGACUGUGCAAAACAAUCAAUGUAGGGUAGUUUUUAAAUAUGCACCUGAAUUAGUUUAUUAGAGAUGGAGAGAAGCUGAUAUUUUAGAGUAUUUUGUUUUAAAUACCCUGUUCCUAUUCAAUGCUGAGUUGAACAGGUAUGAGCAGAGCUAUCAAUGAAUAAUUUCAGUGUAAAGUGUUAAUUGCUCAUAGUGAAUUAAUUUUCAAGUCACUCUUGCAUAGUGAGCUGUAGUUUCAGACAGGAAAUGCUGUAAGAAGAAAGAAAUUUUAAAUUCAUUUAAUGCUUAGUUCAUUUAAGAUGAGCCUAAAAUAAAUUAAUUUUAAAAGAAUUUGCCUUCAGUCAUGAGAGGUUAUUUAGACCUGAAAGGUUCUAUGUAGUUACAUACCUGGAUGGCUUUGCAAAUAGUGACAUUUGAAAAAGAGACAGUAGUGAUGCUCCAGUGCCAGCCCAGUGUGGGCUUUUCAGGAAGCUGUCCCUGGUCUGAGCUGAUGGAGUCCGGGACAUAGACUGAGCACCAAGGCAGUGAGCACACAGUACCCUAAUCCAUGAGCAUCAGCCUGGUUUGUUUUUACCAUCUUCAUCUCUUGGGAAAUCUGAUAUUUCCUUCCCCACUUCUGAAAGGGGCAUUUUGCUCUCUUGGAUGUCAGCUCUGGAGGCUGGGGAGUUUUGGGUCCUGCCUUAUCCCCUGUCUCUCAAGGUCAUUACUUCCACAUGUGCUCCAGGCCCCAUCCUAAGCUGCUGUGUAGGUUUGUGUAACCCCUGCAUUAAAGCACACACCUGCUCAUUCACUUGAAAGUUGCAUAGUAUUUUCUAAUCUCUUUACAGCAAAGUGGAAUUGAAAAGGCAAAGUUCAGAGAUAUGAAUAUGCUGGUAAUUGCAGGUAUGGAGUAAGCUCAUAGUCCAGCUUUUGUAGCCAUGGAUUUAACUUUUCUGACGCACAGUUCUGGGAGCCAGUGUAAUGAACAGAUUUCAAGUUAAAAUUUUUUACAUUUCCAGCAGGUAUUCCUGUUAAAUUAUUCAAAUGACUCUGUAGAGCUAGAAAAACAAGAUUUUAAAAGAUUUUUUUCCAUCUAGAAGUAAUUGUAACUUGAGCACAAUUGUGCAUUCAUAGAAUUCUGAUCAUAAACACUGUUUAAGUGCAAUACAUAACACUGAAGGAGCAUUCUAAUUGUGUUUAUGAAGCACUGCUUGGGUACAUGGGGUUGUUGACAGGCUUGUGGUGUUGUUGCUAGGUAAUAAUCAGGGUAUCUGUGCUGAUUAUGGGAUUAGGCUUGAAGCACAAAAGUCUUUGAUUCAUGAGGUAGAUCUGCUUCGUGAGUGAAGCCUGGGCACCCUGUGGAAGGCUUGUGGUGUCCUCCACUACCCAGCCAGGAUGCUUCCAUCCAAAAGCAAAUUUGCUUUUUGCAAAUUCAGUUUUGGAAAGAACAAUGAGGGAUUCUGCACACCCAACUUCCUUUCCAAGUAGUCCUUGUGUUAUAGAAUAAACAAGUCAGUACUAACCAGGAAAGAUGUGUGUAAAGAUGAAGGGUUUUAUCACUGAGUGCCAAAUACUCUGUUCGGAGUUGAAAACACAUAGAAUAUCUCAUUAAAAUCAGUGUUGGUUUGUAAGAGGUUCUUUAAAUGGAAAAAGUACAGAAGUCUCCCAUAAAUGUUUAACACUCUAGCUGCUGUUAGCAUUAAUAUCAAUACUGUAAGGUAUUUGAAUGGUGUAAAGCCAUUAGUUGCUGGCACAGCACAGGUGAUGUACAGAGGAGAUGUAGCAGUGGUUAUCUUUAAUUUAAGAUAUUUCCACCUUCCUGGCACAGCUGUCCUCUCUGGUAGUGAAACUGUCACCCUGUUCUAGAGAGGGAUGGUCCAGGCACCAGUGUUGGGACUGCCCAGAAGCACCAGGUUAAAAAAAAAUGCAGAGGAAAAGACAAAUUGCUAGGAAGGCAGUAGGAUGGAGAUCACUGCACAGCUGGUGAAUCCCUCCAUGAAUGCCAAGGAUAAAAUUGGGCUUGCAGAGAGGGUUGCCAUUAAUAUAUAACCCCAUUAAUUUAAAACAGUCCCAUGGCAGGCUCUGGCACCAUGGUUGGAUGUUGCUGGAGACCUGCCAUGCCACUGUUGCCUCCUCAAUGGAGGUGACAGCCUAAAAGUUGAUGCUCUUUGGCACAUUUCCACAAAAAGCAAGAAAGAAUAAAUUUGACAAGUAAUACAGUUAGUAACAUCAAUCCAUUAAUAUUUGCUUUGGCUGCAUGUUGUGUGUUCCAUGUAAAAAAUGUUAAAAACUUCAAGUGGCUUUAGGAGCACUGCAGCAGCUACAGGAAUUCUGGCACGUUAGGGCAGAUGGGGUUGUGUAAACUUUAAUUAGGCCUUGGGAAGCUGAACCAGACUGAUAAAUAAAACAUGUCAGCAGCCUCACCCAACUGGUUGCAGUUCCAGUUCUGUGCAUGUUAGUGAUUCAGAAGGGUGAGACUUACCAUGCAAAACACACCUGAAAUGAACUUGAAAAUAGCUUUUCCUUUAUCUGGUGUUGGAUGAACUUUAAAAGAGGAAUUUCCCCCUGCCUGCUGAGUCUGUAGGAAUUAGUUAUUUCAUGAUUCUGAAAUGCCUGGUGCAUUCCUAUAGUUGAUGUAUUUGCUGAUUUUUAAAUGGAAUUAGGUUUUGUAAAUAUUUUUUCAGCCCCAUUUCAGUGGGUGUCCAGUUUCUAUAAAACCUGAAGAAAUGCUGUGUCAAACCCUUGUGUUUAGCCAUGGUUUAUCCUAUAGCAUCUCCAGCACUAACUAACAGCAAUUACAGUUUGAGGGAGCAGGGAGAGAUUGCUUAGGGUUAUUUUUCCAGUUAACAUUGCAUGUCUUUUCCUACUUUUAAAAUGGAAAUAGAAUUUACUCCGAGUACAUUUUCCAGCAUAAAAAAAGAAAUAAUUUGUGGUGCCAAACACUUCAAACUAUAUUGCUAAGCAUUGCCUCCUCUUAUUGCACUAGUUUUAAAAUUCAGUUUUCAAUCAUUUACUGUCCUUUUGAUGGCCUUUUAACCAGGUUUUCCCCCAAAACCAUUUUCUACUGCUGAAAAAUGCUUGUCCCCUUUUGAUUACAUCACAGAAACCUCAAAGAAAUUUACCACAGAUUGUGGGUGAAAGAAGCACUAUGUGGGGUGAAGUAAUAAAUCAAAAUAAGCAGAUUUGGUAUGUUUCAGAAAUCAAAGAUUAAUUUAUGAUCAAGAUGUUAUUGUGUAUUCUUAUGGAGUGAAAUACUGGAAUAUUCUUUUAUAAGAAAAUCUAACCCAUGUAGUAUUAAAUUCUGCAAUGAAAUCUAUCUCUAUAAUUGAUAUAUAAUUAAAUAAAUUAUUAUCCAAAAUUUAAAUUUUACAGUUGAAGAGCACACAAUGAGCUAUGUAAAAGUAUGAUCUUCACUUUGUGAAUCAUUUUUUAAGAAGCACUUUCCUAUUACCAACUAGCAUGUGAAUGAAUUUUAGAUUCUCUCAUUUAUGAUCUGUAAAAGUGACAUUUCUUCAAUCUGUUAAUGGGUGAAUCCAUCCUACAAAUGCUGAAACAAAGCACCUUAUACUAUGCUGCUUAAACUUGCUUGUAAUUGCACCUUUUGUUAUCUUCAGAGUUUUCUUAAUGAGUAUUCUUGUGUGAAAUCAUUGUUCCCUGUGGGUCUGGGGGACAGGUAAGCAACCUACAGCAUCAUUUACUUAGUUUCUCUUUCAAUACAACAUUGUAUUGUGAGUUUAGUGCUUCAGAAAUAAAUGCUAAUUUCAUUUGUC